This is a messenger RNA of Ricinus communis (castor bean), 2260 nucleotides long. Its product is annotated as phospholipase A1 PLIP1, chloroplastic. Gene Ontology annotation, biological process: lipid metabolic process. Gene Ontology annotation, molecular function: glycerophospholipid phospholipase A1 activity. NCBI's taxonomy places the organism in Eukaryota, Viridiplantae, Streptophyta, Magnoliopsida, Malpighiales, Euphorbiaceae. The record is from RefSeq and is a predicted model, not a curated record. The transcript is spliced from 5 exons. The coding region runs from base 1 to 2094 and encodes 697 amino acids.
AUGGCAAGCACUUCUAUGACAAUCCCUUCAUCCCCAGGAACCACGACUCCAAGAAAUGUUUUCAAAGAACACAGUGGUCUUAGCCGUUCAAACUCUUCCAAAGAUUUAUGCAACCAAGGCAUCCUCCAAAGAUCGUUUUCAGAAAACCAUCUUUGUUGCGCUGCUAACAGCAUACGUGCCACAGGGGUGCAGCCUAAGCUAAAGAGCAGUCGUUCAUUUGGGAUUUUUCCAUUCCAGAUUUCUAGCUCCAUAAUCCCUAGCUCAUUUGAGAUAGUCCCUCACUCACUUCGAACAUUGUUUGAUCCAGAAACAAGCAAAGGCAUGGAGCUAAUGGAGAAAAAUGAUAAAGUCCCUGAAACUUCAGGGGAGGGCAAUGAAGAAAAAGAAGUGAAUAGAGCAAAUUGGAUGGAGAGACUACUGGAGAUUAGGAGUCGCUGGAAGAAUAGGCAGCAAAAAGAGGACAUAGAUGUAGAUGACCUUUGUGAUGUUGAAGAAAAUGGAGACUGCAGCUGUUAUGACGAUGUGGAUGGGUGCGUGGUGGAUUACAACUUCGAAAAGGAAGGAGAAGAAACGAAAUAUGAUCACAAAACAUUUUCAAGAUUUUUGGCUCAUGUACCAUGGUCCGAUAUCAAGCCAAUCUCUAAGUUGGCUUUCUUGUGCAACAUGGCUUAUGUUAUACCUGAGAUUAAGGCCAAAGAUUUGAGAAGAUAUUAUGGCUUACAAUUUGUAACAUCCUCACUAGAAAAGAAAGCAGAGGCAGCUGCCACUAAAGCAAAACUCAAUCAGGACUCCAUGCAUUUACCUGUUGUUUCUCUUACCAAAUCCGAUCUGGAGGAAACCAAGGACUCUGAGCAGAGGCUUGCAGUACGCUCAUCUGUCUAUGGGAUUGCUGCUUCAGCAGCAUCUUAUGUCCAAUCACGUGCAAAAGGCUAUUCAUCUUGUGGCUCUCAGGAGGAGUGUGACUGUUCAGAUUCAUAUAGAAAUGGGGUUCAACCAGAUGAGGAGGGAGAGAGCUCACCCCGAGUAUAUAAAUCAGAGGUGGCUGCAGUGGUUGCAGCAUCAACAAUGACUGCAGUGGUGGCAGCAGGGGAGAAGGAAAAACAGGAGGCAGCAACAGCCCUUCAAUCACUUCAUUCCUCACCUUGUGAAUGGUUUAUUUGUGACGAUGUUAGCACAUAUACUCGCUGCUUUGUGAUUCAGGGAUCCGACUCCCUGGCGUCCUGGCAAGCAAACCUAUUCUUUGAACCUACUAAAUUUGAGGGGACAGAUGUGCUUGUUCACAGAGGAAUUUAUGAAGCAGCAAAAGGAAUAUAUGAGCAGUUUAUGCCAGAGAUAGUAGAACACUUAAACAAACAUGGAGAACGUGCAAAGCUUCAAUUUACAGGCCAUUCCCUUGGCGGUAGUCUCUCCCUUCUGGUCAACUUGAUGCUACUGACUAGGAAGGUUGUCAAACCCUGUACUCUUCGACCAGUGGUCACUUUUGGCUCGCCAUUUGUGUUCUGUGGAGGCCAAAAGAUACUGAAGGAUUUGGGGUUGGAUGACAGUCAUGUUCACUGUGUGAUGAUGCAUAGAGAUAUUGUCCCAAGAGCUUUUUCCUGCAACUACCCCAACCAUGUUGCACAAGUCCUCAAACGUUUAAAUGGCUCCUUCAGAUCACACCCUUGUCUAAUAAAGAAUAAACUCUUGUACACUCCACUUGGUAAAAUAUUUAUCCUCCAACCUGACGAGAAAUCAUCUCCUCCACACCCUUUCCUCCCUGCUGGUGGUGCUCUCUAUGAGUUAGACAAGAAACAACACGGCUACUCUCCAAGCGUACUAAAUGCAUUCCUCAACUGUCCACACCCAUUGGAAACUCUUAGUGAUCCUUCAGCUUAUGGUUCAGAAGGUACAAUCUUAAGAGAUCAUGAUUCAAGCAACUACUUGAAGGCUGUGAAUAGUGUUCUAAGACAAAAUACAAAAGCUCUUGUUCUCAAAGCAAGAAAAGAAAGAAGUUUGAUCUGGCCUCUGCUCGCUUCACCGUCACCGCAUUCAUGGAACAACGAAAACAAUUUAGAGAGCAGUACAUUAGUGGCCAAGAAAGUAAUGACUGUGUGAAGUGAAGUCUCUAACCAAUGUAUAAAUAUGACCUAGAAUCAAGAGAGUUGAUGUACAUAAGUAAAUGUUAUAAACAAAUUUAACUCUUAAAUCUGUAUUUGUAGCUGUUAUUCAACACUACAUACACAUCAAAAUAAAGACCAAAUAUCUCUAGCUGCAAGAAAAA